GUCUGCGUUAGAUAAAUGCAAACACAUUCGUUUCAGUUGGAGCUUCUUGACUCGAACCGUUACCAUGUUUCGAAUUGCAUCUCUGUUCUGGCUUCUUGUAUGUUUGGGUGUCAGUGAUGGAAAAUUGUUUGGAGGAGUCUGGCAGAUAUGGACAAGAACAGGGGAUAUAGACCACGGUGGUUCUGACGCCAAUGUGUACCUGCACUUGAUUAACGCUGAUGCCAAAAACUCACCGCCUUUGCACUUAGACGAACCUCUUAGGAACGACUUUGAGCGCGGUCAGUAUGCCCCCUAUCUCUUCGUCACUAAUACUCACUUCGAAGACGUAUGCUGGAUUAGAAUGUAUCGUGAUAAUCUUGGCUUUUCCCCUAACUUGUAUAUCGAUUGGGUGAGAGUGAAAACUGUUUAUAUGCACCACCAUCGCGUCUUUGAAGUCUACGGCUGGGUCCCAACAGAAGAAGAAGAGAGGAACAACAACUUUAUAACAGAGCGCAAGCCACCGUGUAGAGCAGGUCACCUGGACUGAUUGAUCAAAGUGGCAAGGGCAGACAGCGGAUGACAAGGUACAGUACUGCAAACUGAAAUUUUGUUUUCGCCGUCUAAACUUUGAAGGCAUCCAGGACUCAAAUACUUGCUGAAAAUGCUUUUAUUUGUAGAAACUUGCUGGCAUGUCACAAUAAAGAAUGUCUGUUCAUGCAUGAA
Molecule: messenger RNA, 702 nt
Organism: Pomacea canaliculata
Lineage: Eukaryota; Metazoa; Mollusca; Gastropoda; Architaenioglossa; Ampullariidae
Exons: 4
Coding region: 65-526 (153 amino acids)
Molecular function (GO): protein binding
Source: RefSeq, a predicted model, not a curated record